CACACUUCUCCUUCAUCACACUCAUUCCUCAACAGAUGCCAUCCCCUGCUACGACCCUUCGGAGACGAGGUAUCUCUCCCCCAAGGGACAUUUCCGAUAAUAAUUCUUCCUCGGGAACCGAAAGGACAACAACUCUCACUAAGGAAGACGAGCAAUCCCCACUCAAAUCCCUAAGGACCCCUUCAGACCUUAUCGCCGCCCAUCCUGCGAUCAAACCCCUGUCCAGACCUGCAACAUCACCAUUUGAAGUAGAGGACGAUGCCUCUACGACGACGACUACGCCAACCAGCGCUGCCGCCGUUUUCACCCCAUCAAUUGCCCUCCGAAUCCUCCACGUCCUUCUCAAACCAUUUUAUUUCCUCCUCUUUGCACUCCUCCACCUCGGCCACGAGCUCUUGAUCAGCGCACGGACAAUGAAGACCCUGGUUCAGGUGUUUUUUUUGCCACACAAGUUCCCGACAGCGCCGGAGAUCGUUCGGGUGUUGAGACAGGAUUUGGGCGAGGGGCUGGAGAAACAGCCAAAGCAUCUGGCGGUGAUCUUGCCGGCGGAUGCGUCGUCGUCGGAGCAGGAGGAGGAGGAAUGGCAUGCGAAGGUCGCACAAUUGGUGCAAUGGUCGGUCGCGAGUGGAGUCAAGUGCUUGUCAAUUAUGAGGACGGAUCCACUGCACCCCCAAGUAGUCGAUGCGCUUCAGGAACGAAUCGACGACUCGUUGGUGGAAUUCUAUCGGGAGGAAGGGGCUGUACCCGUCGCUCGUGUCAGGACAUUGCGCCCGGUCGAGAACAGCUUGCAGGCGAUCACGGUUCAUCAGUCCGAAACACAAAGGCAACAAAGGCUACAUGGAGGGCGCGCUUUCGAUUUGGAUGUGGUGAUCCUUGCCGAGCGAGACGGACAUGACAGACUAGCAGCGAACGUCAGAGCUUUGGGCGAAGCUGCACUGCAGAAGGAAAUUCAGAGUCAGGACGUCACCAUGAAGUCCUUGGAUCAACAACUGUCCGCUGAACUCUCGGAACCAGAACUUUUGAUCGUAUUCAAGGAUGACUUGGACUUGAGCAGUUACCCUCCAUGGCACAUCCGCCUUACGGAGAUCUACCAUCAUUCGGACCAGGCCAUUAUUCCUCAGUAUACCAUGUUUCUGCAAGCAUUGCACCGCUAUGCAAAGUGUGAACAGCGCUUUGGAAAAUAGACAGGAAGCGUAACGGUUGUCAUAACGAUAUAUCGACGAAAAUAAAGAUAGCCGAUUUACGCC
Molecule: messenger RNA, 1247 nt
Organism: Gamsiella multidivaricata
Lineage: Eukaryota; Fungi; Mortierellomycota; Mortierellomycetes; Mortierellales; Mortierellaceae
Product: Decaprenyl diphosphate synthase-like protein
Exons: 5
Coding region: 36-1184 (382 amino acids)
Cellular component (GO): endoplasmic reticulum membrane; dehydrodolichyl diphosphate synthase complex
Molecular function (GO): ditrans,polycis-polyprenyl diphosphate synthase [(2E,6E)-farnesyl diphosphate specific] activity
Source: RefSeq, a predicted model, not a curated record